AUGACCAGGCUGCGACUUCUGCUACCGCUGGGGCUGCUUCUGAGGGUGGCAGUCUGCAGUGUAAACACCAUAACCCAGUGUGAGAUGGAUGAGUUCAAACAUGAGAACCUCUGCUGCCAACAAUGUUCUCCUGGCACUUACCUCCUGAAUCCAUGCCAGGAGAACCAUAAUAAGAGUGAAUGUGCUCCAUGUGAUUCUGAACACUUCAUAAGCCAGAAAAACAAAGAACCUAGAUGCUUUCCCUGCACUGAGUGCCGGGAUGAUCAAGAAGAAGUGGCCAAAUGCUCCCGUACAGCUGAUCGUGUGUGCCAGUGUAAGCAGGGCACCUACUGUGACUCCGAAAACUGUUUGGAGAGGUGCCACACAUGCAGCAGCUGUCCUGACGGCAGAGUCAUCAGGAAGUGCAAUGCUACAAUGGACACUGUGUGUGACACGUUUGACUCAAAGCCAGGACAGUCAGGCUCUCAAUGCUUCUCUACGCCUCUGGGUAUUGUGGUUAUCAUAGCUGCUUUCAUCAUCAUCAUUGGCGCUUUCAUCAUCAUCAUCAUCAUCAUCAUUGGCGCUGUCAUCAUUUUCAUUCGCAAAAUCAGAGACAGAAGAGCCCCAAACAAUGUCAACGCCACCACGUCAGAAGAGAAUAUUCAGCUCUGUAAGUAG
Molecule: messenger RNA, 657 nt
Organism: Mus pahari (shrew mouse)
Lineage: Eukaryota; Metazoa; Chordata; Mammalia; Rodentia; Muridae
Product: tumor necrosis factor receptor superfamily member 26-like
Exons: 8
Coding region: 1-657 (218 amino acids)
Biological process (GO): TRAIL-activated apoptotic signaling pathway; positive regulation of apoptotic process
Cellular component (GO): plasma membrane; cell surface
Molecular function (GO): protein binding
Source: RefSeq, a predicted model, not a curated record